Ilyonectria robusta is the source of this 975-nucleotide messenger RNA. RefSeq lists its product as uncharacterized. The coding region runs from base 1 to 975 and encodes 324 amino acids. Gene Ontology annotation, cellular component: nucleus. The transcript is spliced from 2 exons. The record is from RefSeq and is a predicted model, not a curated record. Lineage: Eukaryota; Fungi; Ascomycota; Sordariomycetes; Hypocreales; Nectriaceae. Gene Ontology annotation, biological process: response to oxidative stress.
AUGAGCUCCCCCGACCGCAACUACUCCUCCGAAUCGCCCUCCUCCUCCUCCGGCGCGCAAACGCCUGCCCUCGCUACCGACUCCAACCGCGCGUCCGCGUCAUACAUCGCCAACAUGUGGACCGGGCUCAUCCGCCGCUUCUCGACCGAGGACUCGCACUUCCCCAGCCAGGCCGACACCGCCUACGACGACCACCAGAACGGCGGGUCGCCCAAGGACGGCGUCAACGGCGUCUUCUCGCCCAUCCGCCGCACCGCCAGCCCGCUGCACCUGCCGCCUCUCGACCCGCUCGUCUUGCACGGCUACCGCGAGGGCACGCCUGAUUCUGCGAAGCUGUUAUCUACCGCCGUGGCUGAGGAGAUUCGCACCAUGAUCCCCGAGCGCCUGCGCAUCGUCGACGACUGGCACCUCGUCUACAGCCUCGACCAGGACGGCGCCAGCCUGGCUACACUCUAUCAGCGGUGUCGCCCGUACGAUGGCAAACGGGCUGGCUUCGUGCUGGUCGUCAAGGACGAAGAAGGCGGGACCUUCGGCGCCUACCUCUCUGAAUACCCUCAUCCAGCCCACUCCUACUUUGGCAACGGCGAAUGCUUCCUCUGGCGUGCCUCUAUCCACGCUCCCCUCCCCCUGCCGCCCUCCGCCGACACCACAAACCUCACCCGUACCACGACGCUCGCUCCGCCGCCGAGGCCCGCUUCCUCGUCCGCGACUAGCUCCCGCUCCGCCUCGCCGACUCCCAGCGAGGCCGUCCGCUUCAAGGCCUUUCCCUAUAGCGGACUCAACGAUUUUUGCAUGAACUGCGAGACAAACUUCCUGAGCGUCGGCUCUGGUGGUGGUCAUUACGGCCUGUGGCUUGACGACUCGCUCGCAGUCGGCCACAGUUCCCGCUGUGAAACGUUUGGCAACGAACCUCUGAGUGACGAGGGGACCAAGUUUGGCAUGAUUGGUGUCGAACUCUGGGUCAUGGGUGCAUAA